Messenger RNA from Calliphora vicina (urban bluebottle blowfly), 4081 nucleotides. RefSeq lists its product as uncharacterized. Gene Ontology annotation, cellular component: centriole; centriolar satellite. Gene Ontology annotation, biological process: centriole elongation; cilium assembly. Lineage: Eukaryota; Metazoa; Arthropoda; Insecta; Diptera; Calliphoridae. The coding region runs from base 145 to 3906 and encodes 1253 amino acids. The record is from RefSeq and is a predicted model, not a curated record. The transcript has 6 exons.
UGCCAAUGUAUGUGUGUGACAGCAAAAGUUAAAAAAUUUUCCACUCGAGUCUAAAGGGUUUUUGUUUUCAAUAAUUAUUUUUUUGGUUUUCUUAAGAUUUUGGCAAUACACUAUAGUUAAAAGAUAAAAAUGGCUAAAUAAAUAAUGAACGGUUUUGUUUAUAAUUUACCACCAGCAAACGUGCCAGAAGUUAAGUGUGAAAAAAAAGAUUUGCAGGGAUAUUUGGAAUUGGAAGUGAGUCUCAUUAAUUUCAUAACCACAACGAACACAAGCAUUAAAUCGGAAUUAAACAGUAGAAAACUACCAGCAAAAAAUAUAAUUAGCAUAGUUGAAAAACAAAGGGAACGAAAUUCGAAAGACACACCUUUGAAAAAUGUUAUAAUUAAUAAUAAUUACAAAAAUAGUGCAAGUGUUAAUGAAAUUUCUAAAGAAAUAGUGUCUAGUAUACAGAACCACGAAGUGCAAGGAGAAGAAAUAGGAAUCAGCAAUCGGUAUAACACAUUAGACAGUGUACAAGUGAAAAUUGUUUGGUGUGGGGAACGUACGGAAGACGCCGCCAAUAUAUCCAUCAGCUGUAAAACACAACAGACGCUAAACACAGCAGAAAAUUACAAAUUAAAGAGCAAGAGAAAAUACAAUCAACAUUUAAAAAGGCACCACCAAGACCAGAAACAUAAACAACAUUUGCUAUUGUCUGCCAAUAAUAAAUUGCGGUACCGUAUUUGUACGAGUGGCGCGCUAUUCUUAGAAUACUUGCGUUCUUGCAAACCUAUUGAAAUUAUUGUCACUGGUGGUAGUAGUAGCAGUUGUUCAACAACAGCGAAGCCCCUGGGACAAGCACAAUUGCGUUUGCCUUUGGUGUUGCUGAAAAAAUUCAACCAUAACAUUGUCAAAGGUCAUAAUUUUGAAUACAAAACAAAAGUGUAUACUUUAUAUAAACAAAAUCUGGAAACGGUUGAUAAAGCUCUUGUAAAAUCCGGUGAAAUACAAUUAAGAUUUAAAAUGUUAUUUGCUCCGACGGCAGCCGCCUCUGCUACGGCAGUAGCCACAGCUCAACAUGGAAAUGUUAUACAUGAGAAACAUCAUCAUUGUCACCUCCAUCACAAUCAUCGUCAUCAUUUGGGUGGCAAAGCCACCAAGGUGCCAGAAGUUGUUCAAGGUGACAUCCCUAAACGUUUAACUUCACAGACAAAAUCUGAAGAGAUUGUGGAAGCCAUGAAGAAAUUAGACGCUAAACUGGUGGCCUAUUUGGCUGGGGAAACAGAAAUAACUUCAAAACUUACCAACUGUGAGGAAGAAAACGAAGUCAAUUUAAAUUUGGAAAACCAUAAUAAUUCCAAUAAUUUAGAGGACUUGUUGCCUGCUACAAAACUGAACAUCUUCAAAUCAAUUGAUGGCAUUAAAUUGGAAAUGGAGGCAUUAACUUUGCAACCGGAGGGCACAAAAUGCAUGCAUCUAAUGCAAAACGAAAUCGAACCCAUUUUCACCGUGGAAUGUCAACUGUCUAAUGAGCUUAUUAAGCUAGUGCCACGCCACGACAUGUUCCACAUUAUGCAAUUCGAAUCGGAGAAAUUCCAAAGUUUAACCCAAUGCACACGUUUUGGCCAAAAGGCUGAACGCUCCAUCAAACUGGAUCUGAAUGAAGAAUUGAGUGACGAGAACGCCAAUGAAACUGAACUGGAUUUUGGUCGCAUACAUUUUACUGUAUGGUGGCGUGAGUCCGGCACUUGUCUCAAUGAAAUGCUAGGCAUGGGCGCCUUGGAUUUAAAGGAUCUGUACAAUGCCUCACUGCUGGAACAGUGCAAGCGCAUUGAAAUCCAAAGACGUGGCAAACAUUUGGCCUGUCUGUACUUUAAAAUAAUACUACAACGCGACGGCAUGAAAUCAUCAGCCCAACAAAUGAAACGUGAAUUGUUUUUGCCAAAUCAAAUCUCCUCGGAUAGUGAUAGUGAGAAAACCCCAGCAACUGAUAAGAAUAAAACAUCCACCACUGGCCAGCAACAGCAACAAACAGCACAAUGUGGUUUGCCAAUGAAUGCUGCCGCCACCAGCAGCAUCAGUGGUACCGACAAAGCCUCUGCACAAAAUAACAAUGUUAAAUUUGAAACCACAAAUUUUGAUGAUGAAACCUCUAAGAUACGCUUACUUAAAGGCUUUAUAAGUGCCAAUGAAACUAGAAACUUGGAAAUCUCCCUGCAACCGCAAACAAUUUUAAUAUGUCGGCGCUUUUGGUUGGACGAACCGGCCACAGCAAAAGCCGAUGAAUGUAGCAAAUUUAAUUACCAAGAGCAAUUCUCCGUUAUCAACGAUGAAAAGUUUUUACAACGUGUGGACAAACAAUACUUAAACUUGGAGCUGUGGCAGCGCAUGAGCUCUGAUGAUGGCAAUGGUAAUUUGGAAGAAAAUGCACAACCUGUGGGUAUGGUACGCAUGCCUUUGCAUCAGUUUUUUAUAGCCUACAGAGAUGCAGCCAUAACAAAUCAUUUGUGCAAAGGAAAGCUGCCUGUUAUAUCCAUAGAUGCUUGGUCUCCCAUUAUCAAUUGCCAAACAGGCUUAAAUGUAGGCGAAAUUAAGUGCUUACUGGCUGUGGGCAGUGAUGAACAAAUUAAAAACCUUAAAGAAUCAAGAGGCUUAUGCACAACAACUACUUUUACCGAGAAUUUAAUACAAGAUAAGGAUUUCAUAACCAAAUUACAACCUUUACAAAUACCCACAACUUCGAAAACUCAUGUUGCGGCUAAACAAAGUCUUUCCAAUGCCAAUGCACCCUUAUCGGCAGCAAAAAUUAAAAAAACCUCGGAUUUGUUGGACAUGUUACAAAAAGUUCUUAUGACCUCACCUGCAACAGCGACCGAUUGUCAACCGGCCAGGGCUCCACCUCCACCAUCCUUAACAGCAGUCGAUGCUAAACACUCGAGUGCAGCCACUGCUUUAACACCUUUAAAACCUUCGAACGUUAAACUUUUCAAAUUCUCUUUGGAAAUACAAAAGGCCAUAGGUCUUCCGUUAAAUCCAGCUUCGAAAGCUAAAAAAGGCUAUUCCAAGCGCAAUGCCUCUAAGCGUUUUCCGCCCAAUGAAGCACCCAGUUGUUAUGUUACAUUCCAAGCUGACGAGGGCCAAUAUCCAACAUACAAAUCUCAUGAGGGCAUGGUAUUUGCCACCAAUAUAGUGGAGAAAUCUACACAGCCACAGUGGCAGCAGCGUUUUCGUUUGGCCGCUUCCAUAGAUUAUUUGAAAAUUCCCCAAAAACUGUUCAUUCUAAAAGUAUUGAAAAAAUCUUCACUCGACAUGGCUCAAGGACGCAGCCAACCUACGCCCAUGGAAGAUGCCAUUAUUGGAUUAACAGCUCUUGAUCUAAGUGCAUUUGUAAGAGGUCUACACAUUGCUGGCACCUUUAAUAUAGUCGAUUUUAAUGGACGCAUUAACGGCCAGUUGUUAGUGCGUUGUCAACCUUUGGAGGAAAUACCCCAUGCAAUAACAGCUAACACAACAGCAGCUGCGGCAGCUACAGCUUCUACAUCAAGCGCAUCUUCAGUCGAUUCUGUAAUCGAUCAAUUUGAACAAACUUUAGAUUUGACGCAUUUAAAUCUCGGACAAGCUAUUAAACGUAAAUUUACCGAACUGGAAGGUAUAUCACAGCGCUUAAGAGUGCGUCUGGGAGAUGUAACUGGUACAGAGCUACCAAAACAAUUUGAUUUACAGGCCUUGAACGCCUGGCAGCCCUUGGACAAUGAGGCUAAUGAUAAUGAGUUUGAUGAAUUUGAGCAUGAUCUCAAUACAGCAGCCACAAGCGACGAAGAAGAGGCUUCUGCAGAUAGCAACAAGCCAGCCGAUGAUCAGAAGCAGCUAAAGGACCACAAAUACCAAGGGAAAACAGAAACUGACAAUGUGAAGAGCAGUGAAUAGUGUUUGUGGUUGCGACAUACCUUUGUUGUUUGUCAUCUCUGCACAUUAUUUAUAAUUGUUUUGCCCCUUAUAACCACCACCUCCUUACAUUAUCAAUAUUUUAGCAUAAAACCCUAUUCAUAGCACCUUUAUAAUAAUAAUAAUAAUGGCUUGCCUACUUUAGUAAACGAGUUGG